Messenger RNA from Nothobranchius furzeri (turquoise killifish), 1155 nucleotides. The record is from RefSeq and is a predicted model, not a curated record. Lineage: Eukaryota; Metazoa; Chordata; Actinopteri; Cyprinodontiformes; Nothobranchiidae.
ACCACUCAAUAUGAUUUUUGUGUAUUUAUGUGUAUAACACAGCGCCCCUGGAUGUUGUGUAUUUAUUGCACUUUUAUACACAUUUAUACACUUCGCGGGGUUUUGGGGUGUCCCUUUUGUGAUUGGCUGUGGGCGGGACAUAAAGCCCAACCCCUCAAAGCUACUUCCUGAAGACGUGCCUUUAAAUUUUAAAUGCCUUCAAAGCUGCAGCACUCAAAAUGGAGGUCCCCGUGGAUUAAACUUCACAGAUGCCAGUAAAACAUGGAGAGGCAAAGACGCAUUAACCCAAAAGGAGAUGCUAAAUAUCACAUUGAGAAUGGAAAGGACAAAGUGGGAUUUGACGUAAAAUCCAUCAGUGCCUACAAAGGCCGUGGUGUCUUUGUAACUACCUCUUUUCAAAAAGGAGACUUUCUGUUGGAAUAUAGAGGAGAACUGAUCAGUAAGGAGGAAUGUGAGAGGAGACAAAGAGUUUAUCAUGAUACACUUAAAGUGUUUCUGUUUGAAUUCUACUUUGACGGAAAGCUGUGGUGUGUUGAUGCAGCAAAAGAAGAUGGGUCACUUGGAAGACUUGUCAAUGAUGAUCAUGUCUGUCCUAAUGCCAAAAUGAAGUACCUGACUGUGCAAGGGAAGCCCCAUUUGUGCUUGUUUGCUAUUCGAGAAAUAAGCCAGGGAGAAGAGGUAACCUAUAAUUACGGUGACUCAGACUGGCCAUGGAGAUGCAAGAUAAGGACUGAAAAGAGGCAUAGUAAGGUGGCAGCAAACAACGCAAACCAAACUGAUCCAGACCUUGAGCCGCUCCAUAGAAGUGCAGAGGUCUCACCUGAGGCAAUCCAGAGUCAGAUGCCAGAAGACAACCUGAAGCAGACUGAUCCCAACCUGAUUUCUACCAACAGGAAUGCAGAGGUCUCACCUGAGGCAAUCCAGAGUCAGAUGCCGGAAGACAACCUGAAGCAGACUGAUCCCAACCUGAUUUCUACCAACAGGAAUGCAGAGGUGAUUUCUAUUUAAUAAUUAGAUGAUAUAUGUAACUUGUUGUAAGAUGUUAGUCAACCACUCUUGUAAUUAGUGUGUAAGUGUAUCUGAGUGUUAUGUGAUUUACAUGGACACUGGUUUGUCAGGACAGUCCCAAACAGAGGUUUUAAUUUUAGUAAGCCA